This is a messenger RNA of Macrosteles quadrilineatus (aster leafhopper), 1440 nucleotides long. RefSeq lists its product as uncharacterized. The transcript is spliced from 8 exons. The record is from RefSeq and is a predicted model, not a curated record. NCBI's taxonomy places the organism in Eukaryota, Metazoa, Arthropoda, Insecta, Hemiptera, Cicadellidae. Bases 122 to 874 code for a protein of 250 amino acids.
CAGCACCGUGCUGACCUCGCCUUAUGAAGUAGCAGCAACUCAAGUUGUGUUGAGUUGUAUUGGUAUCUCGUCGUGGACCUCUCACGCUCAUCCCUACACACUACACAUUGGUGUCUGCAGCAUGGACGAUGAUAAUCAGCUGCCGUCUCUACGAGGUGUCCAGUUCACGGAGACUAUUUUGUCAGCGGAGUCCAAAGUCACACCUUACCGUCACUUUGAAAUACCUCCAAGUCAAGACAGUGAACCUCCUCUAGGACCUCUCGCUCUACUGUCGUUUCUCUCCCCUACCUCAUCAGUCAUCAACAACAGUGGCUCCUACCUCAGAGACACACUCACAGCUCAUUUCAACACGGGCAUCUUUCUCCACGCUAAAGAAAAAGGAGCCCUUUAUCCCGUGAUACAUUUUACGGAAGACCGAAAUGCACUCAAGAAGAGGCUUUCUGGCGAGGAUACACUCGGAAAUGAAUUUUUACUUUACCAAGGUGUGUACAGAGAAGUCAGAAGCAUCAGACCUGAAGGGGUUAUCCUGAACGGGCACAGAAGUUCCGUGGAAAGUACCGCGUAUAUCGUUAUGGGAUUUAAAAGCCUGGAUAAAAACUUUAGCCAGAAUGUGAUGGUUGACUCGUGGAAGGAGUGGACGGGGGCUAGGAACAUCUACAUGAACCUACCAGACGAGCUAGGACUGAGUCGCAUCAGCUUCUACCAUCGCGAGGCUCCUGAUAGCCUCAACAUGUUCUUGUAUGUUGUACUCGUGGAAUGUACAAGUGUGGAUACAAUAGAACAUCAGAUGAAGCUGAUCGACUUCGCUCAAAGACUGCGAGCGGAGCGAAUGACUGCAUGUGUGACUGUGUACGGAGUGACACUCGUUGACUGAGACGACAGCUACAACACGAUAAACGGGGACUUCCAAGGCGGUGACUGUUUCUUACCACAUACCUACAUCAUCAGGUGGUUGGAUGUUGCUACACUACAACGCUAACAACCUAACAAAGAGUGUUACAGUUGUAAAGACUUACUACUUCUCUCAUUUACAAAACAUGAUAGUCCUAGGGUUCCUCACGUGUUUACUAACUGUGAAGUGGUAAAAUAAUAUGAAUAUACUUUGAGACCGUUGUUAAAUCAAUAUAUUUCACUGUCUAGCCUAACAGUUUGAUAAUGAAAGGUAUGAAAUGCACAAUACAUAUCAAGGAAAGAUGAACAAUAAUGUACCUGCUGGCUACCAAAACUGUAGCUGCUGUUAUGAGUUUGUUUACAAUUGUAACUUUACAAUGGUCAAUUGUAACUCGACUGUGAUUAUUUUACUAAACAUAUCUAGAUUGUUUGAUCACAAUCAGGUUUAAUUUAAUUAGAUAAUGAUAACGAUUAAUGAAGGUAUUGUUGUCGAACUAUGAUGUUAAUAGCGUACUUAAACUUGUUGAAAAUAAACUAUUUUGAAACCAA